Opisthorchis viverrini is the source of this 312-nucleotide messenger RNA. RefSeq lists its product as hypothetical. Gene Ontology annotation, cellular component: cytosolic large ribosomal subunit; ribosome. The transcript is spliced from 2 exons. Gene Ontology annotation, molecular function: structural constituent of ribosome. The record is from RefSeq and is a predicted model, not a curated record. Bases 1 to 312 code for a protein of 103 amino acids. Lineage: Eukaryota; Metazoa; Platyhelminthes; Trematoda; Opisthorchiida; Opisthorchiidae. Gene Ontology annotation, biological process: translation.
AUGAAAGGGAAGAACUGCUUCAUGUACAGUGGUCUGGUGCACAAAAAGGCAAUUGGCAUCAAGCCCGAGAAAUACGGAAAGGGAAUUGUUUUGAUUACUAAAAAACCCGGAUAUGAUCAUAAGCCAGCGAAGGCCGUUGUCCGGACUAAAUAUGUUCGUGGACGCCGACGAACACUUCAGAAAAUACGCAAUAUGAUAUGUCGGCAAAAGUACAGAAGAGAGUUGAAGAUGCUCGCACUUCGACGGGCAAGUGCAUUAAUGUUGAACAUGAAGCCAACUGCACCACCAACAGCAAAACCGAAGAAGUCGUAA